Lodderomyces parapsilosis is the source of this 2913-nucleotide messenger RNA. RefSeq lists its product as uncharacterized. Bases 1 to 2913 code for a protein of 970 amino acids. The record is from RefSeq and is a predicted model, not a curated record. Lineage: Eukaryota; Fungi; Ascomycota; Pichiomycetes; Serinales; Debaryomycetaceae. The transcript has a single exon.
AUGCCAGGCUACCUGUCUCCACACUUAAUCUCACCUUUGCCGAGCACACCCACACGUCGUAAACCCACUGGUUCGCACAACUCACCAAAGUCGAGCCAGUCCACUCCAGUUAGGGACAAAGCUACAUACAGCCCCACAGGAAAGGGAAAUUUGCCAGCAAUGGAUGAAGAGGAUUUGAGAUCCAUCAUCUCAUCACCUAAAUUGACACCAGAUCAACUAAAGUCAAUUUCGAAAAGCCCAUUGGCUAGAAGAAUGCACAUUGUUGCAUCCAAUAGAGCCAACGACAAAUAUGUGAUACCAAUUCCAUUGACACUCAGACUACCGCCUAGAUUGAGCUCACCUCAAAGACACUCGACAGCUUUGAACUGUCCACAAUCAUCUUCUUUGGUUUCUUCCCCCACCAGACACAAACGGCAAACGUUGGUUUAUACAUCUCAUGGAUAUGAGAAAAUCGACAUUUCGUCAUCUGAAGAUGAACAAGAUGACACGACUCUUCCUCCGGUGCCUGAAAAACCAAGCUUGGCGAAGAAGCCGCAACCACCAUCUGUUGCUACAAACAAGACCAAAUACCUGAAACUAGCGUUUCCAAAUAAAGAACCAGAUGAGUUGAGUAUGAUAGAGGAGAUGUCCAAUUUUGGCUCACGAAAUUCAAGCAUAGCGAGAAUUGCAAGUAAAGGAUUGCAGCAUGAGCGUAGUAAGAAGCUACCUAACUUGCCCACCGAGGUCGAAGAGGUUGAAACAACCAAGCAUGAGAGAAGUUCACUCCCAAGCAAUAAAUACACAGAAGCGAACAAGGUAUAUACAGAGGCAGAGAGUGUAAGUACUCCGCGUAUGACAGCAUCAAAAGGGGGCGGCACGAAUGUUGGUAAAAACAACCAGGCGAUUCAUUCAGUUCCAAUGGCUCAGAAACAAGAUCCAAGACCAACUCACAAUCGCUGUUUUAGUGAGACUUCCCAAGUGUCAAGCGUGAGCUCGUUUAGCUCUGCUGGGGCAUUUGGACUAGCUAGCGCAGGUCUUAAAAAGGGUCUAAUUGAUAGACCAGCUGGGUUUACAAGUCCCGGCCAAAAUACCACUCCACGGCUAACUUUGGUCGACACUUUACACAAGCCAACCCACGUAAACGAAAGACUGGUAUCGGCCGCCAGUGAGUCAUCCACGAGCUCAUCUUACAGUUGGAACUCAUUACAACAAUCAAUCGACAUAUCUUUGAAUCGAGGGCAAGAGGGAGUGGAGGAUAACUCUAUUGACAGAAAGGAACUGGCAGACGCAACGGAUGAUCAGAGUAUUUGGUCGGAUGUUAGUCCUACAGAUAGUGGGGAGUCUGGAGACGAGAUAAGUCCGCUUAAUAUAACAAGACAAAACACAGAUGCAACAUCAGCAUCGAUCAAGAGCCCUAUGGAAAAGCAAGUCUCGAACAAAGGUGAUAGUGAUUAUGAACAUGGAGGGGCAAGGCCAACAUUCAAUUUUCCAAACAAUUCAGAAAACAUCACAAACAGCAAAAGUCUCAAACUGAAAGUGCUGGAUGAGGAGACAAAGAGUGCAAAACCCAGAUUAAGUUUUUAUUCAAAUGGACAAAUUGAAAUCCCGGACUUGUCGAAUGGAAAGAUAAUGGAACAAUACUCCUCAAAAUCACCAUCUAGCUACAACGAAACUGUGUUCUCAGAAAGACAAACCGAAACUUCAGUCUCUGACGUUGAACAAGAGGACCAUCCAAUGAGAAAGAUUAGGGUCCCAAGUCGAGAUGCUUUGCGUCACUUUGAAGAGCAGUUUCAGCUUCACUCUGGAGGCGACGAUUCUGAUAACGAAAGUCCGUGGAAAUCGUCUGCAUUGUAUGCUGUUCCAACUAUAUCCAAAACAGCGCCUGACUUACAGUGCAACUUUUCUCAAUCACGACCAAACUUAGCUUCACCUCCUAGGCACAGAAGAGGCAAAUCUAUGUAUAAUAUUGACUUCAACUCACAGGACAAAUUACUUGAUUGUCCACUGCAUCAAAGGGCAAAAUCUACGGAUUACAACAUUUCAAGUGGGUUGAGUGGGACUUCCAAUGCUUCCACAAACGCGAAAUUCUUGAAAACACCCAACGACACACAGGACGCAAUUUCCGAAAAUUUAAAUAUCCAUGUUGCUGAACCACCAAAGGCAGUAAAUUAUGCUGUCGACUUUAAAGUGAACAACGCAAAGCAGAGCGAUUUCGGAAACAAAUAUACCACACCAAAGGAAUUAAAAAAAUACCAUACCCCAAAGUCCAGACACAAGUCUUCAUCAAAAAGAAAGUCCUCCUCGGUGUGCUCGAGCCAACUGGACGAUACUGAUGUGGAGAGUGUUGUAAUUGAUUUGACUGAUGAUAAGUACCAAGUUGUUACUAUUCAACGUAGUGACUCCACCUUAUCCUAUCGGUCAGUGACUGAAAAGCAUAAGGGGAAAGAAGUGGAAGUAAUACUUCUUGAUGAUGACGAGGAUGUUGAAGAAAGUACAAAUGAGAUGAGGAGAGAUGAAGGUGAUGAAACUGAUGAUGAGUUGCUCAGCAUUUAUUCCAAAUACAGAAACGAUUCCUGGCUAUUUGGAUCCAAAUCUCUGACUGCUAGUGAGGCAUCUUUUGAUACUACAUCGCAAAAUUCAAACUUGAUUGUGAAACCAAAAUGCACCCAGAAUUCAAAGAAAUUAGAAGGUCUACGCUCACUUACCACAGCCGGCAGGAUCGUACACGAGCUAAACUUGAAGAGAUCAAAUACCACAACGUCAUUCAACACUUCUUCUGGUAAUAUAACCACAAGGGGCGGGCUUAGCAACGUAGCAUUGCCAAGAAACCCAGUGAAUAGGGCCAGCACAUCCUAUUUGGAUGACAAGUACUUUGAUUACACAAUGAAUGAGAAUUACAAUUUUCAAACAUUUAUGAACGAAAGAAUUAAUUAG